GGGUGGUGGUAGAGCUCCGCUCCGCCGCUCGGGGAGCCAGGCGGGCGGUUAAGCGAGCAUCUGCUGCCGUCGCCUCCGCCGCCGCCUCCUCCUGCCGCCCCCAGCCAUGGCCGACGUGGAGGACGGGGACGAGCCGGGUGUCUCGGCUCCUCACGCGGGUUUCUCGGGCUCGAAGUCGGGCGGCGUUGACAAGAUGUUCUCGCUGAAGAAGUGGAACGCCGUGGCCAUGUGGAGCUGGGACGUCGAGUGCGACACCUGCGCCAUCUGCCGGGUGCAGGUCAUGGAUGCCUGCCUUAGAUGUCAAGCUGAAAACAAACAAGAAGAUUGUGUUGUGGUCUGGGGAGAGUGUAAUCAUUCCUUCCACAACUGCUGCAUGUCACUGUGGGUGAAACAGAACAACCGCUGCCCCCUCUGCCAACAGGACUGGGUGGUUCAGAGAAUAGGCAAAUAAAAGCACUGGCAGUU
Podarcis raffonei (Aeolian wall lizard) is the source of this 465-nucleotide messenger RNA. RefSeq names its product ring finger protein 7 (gene RNF7). NCBI's taxonomy places the organism in Eukaryota, Metazoa, Chordata, Lepidosauria, Squamata, Lacertidae. The record is from RefSeq and is a predicted model, not a curated record. The transcript has 3 exons. The coding region runs from base 107 to 451 and encodes 114 amino acids. Gene Ontology annotation, biological process: anaphase-promoting complex-dependent catabolic process; protein ubiquitination. Gene Ontology annotation, molecular function: ubiquitin protein ligase activity; cullin family protein binding; zinc ion binding. Gene Ontology annotation, cellular component: nucleus; Cul5-RING ubiquitin ligase complex; anaphase-promoting complex.